AUUUCUUCUCCACGGCAACUGUCUUACCUAAGCAAAGUUUCCCAAAAAGUAGAAAUGGCAACAAAAGAACAUUGUUUGUAUUGUUUGGAAAUCGUGAAUUCUUCCUUACAACACAGACUGCCACGGGAUCUUUGGAACGUUGAUUCCUGGACCAAAAAGUAUCCCAUUUUUGUCAAAUUUUGUACAAUUAAAAAGUCCGGAAAAGAACUACGCGGAUGUAUUGGAACAUUUCAGUCGUUUCCGCUAAACAUUGCUCUUGAACAUUUCGCAAAGCAAGCCGCAUUUAAAGACACUCGCUUUAAGCCUCUCCAGCUGAACGAAUUACCAAAGAUAGAAUGUCAAGUCGAUGUAUUGGUCCAUUUCGAAAAGAUCGCGAGUCCAUUGGAUUGGACCGUCGGUGUUCAUGGCCUCUGGAUUAAAUUUGACGUAAAGAAGAAACACUAUGAAGCUACCUUUUUGCCUUCGGUUGCCGAAGAACAAGGCUGGAACCAAGAAGAAACAUUGGAUGAAUUGGUCUAUAAAGCCGGUUACGCCGGCUCCUUGACAGGAGUUCAUAUUGCUGCUGAACGUUACCAGACGUCUAUUGCAAAUGCAACUUUUGAGGAAUACCUUUUAGCUGCUUCAGAGGCUAUGGGCGCAACUGGUAUUUAAGUGUGAUGAACAUGAAUUACCGACACACUACAAGCAAUUGACAAUUGCCUAAGCAAUUAGACACCCUUUUUGCAUUCCUUUCAUGACUCUUAGUAAUGACUGCCACGAUUUUAUGUUUCUUUUCCCUGUUACAAACCCUCUUCACACCAUUACCAACUGAUAUUGAUUUGUUUUCUUAUGUUAUUGUACUCUGAAGAAUAUAAAAAUAACAAUUGAAUUACUUGGCUAUGAAAGUAGUUAGUAGACAGCGAGUUGAAGCAUGAAG
Molecule: messenger RNA, 916 nt
Organism: Schizosaccharomyces japonicus yFS275
Lineage: Eukaryota; Fungi; Ascomycota; Schizosaccharomycetes; Schizosaccharomycetales; Schizosaccharomycetaceae
Exons: 2
Coding region: 55-651 (198 amino acids)
Source: RefSeq, a predicted model, not a curated record